AUGCAGAUAAAAAACGAAGGAACUCUGACGUUCCCCGGCAAGUUGAAGGGAGAUCCCAGCAAGAGACUAAGGGAUAAGUAUUGCCGCUUCCAUCGAGACCACGGGCACGACACGGCUGACUGCUACGAUCUAAAACAGCAGAUAGAGGCCCUUAUAAGACAAGGGAAACUACAGAGGUUCGUAAGCAAGGAAAAAGCGAAUCCGCCCCAAGAGCAAACCCUACGACGGGAGAAUGAGCGCCCAAGACCGCCUAUUGCAGACAUAAGAAUGAUCAUAGGGGGCACGGCAACCUCUGGGUCUUCCAAAAAAGCUAGGAAAACCUACCUAAGAAUGGUCCAGAACGUCCAGCUCACAGGCACUAUACCCAAGAUGGCACGGAUCAACAACCCCGUCAUCGGAUUUUCGGAAGAAGAUGCUCGAAAGCUGCACCACUCGCAUGACGAAGCACUUGUUGUCAGCCUAAGGGUAGGAGACUACAACAUGCACCAGGUUCUGGUCGACAACGGCAGUUCGACGGACAUCUUGUAUUACCCGGCUUUUCAGCAUAUGAGAGUUAACAGAGAACAAUUGGUCUCGGUUGAUGCCCCUCUAGUUGACUUAGGAGGGAUGAGAGUGUUCCCCAUCGGUGCUGUCACAUUGACAGUAACGGUGGGAGAUUACCCCCAGCAGAUCACUAAGGAAAUAACAUUCUUGGUGGUCGACUGUACGUCCACUUACAAUGUCAUUCUCAGACGACCCACCCUCAACUCGUGGAAGGCUGUAAUUUCAACAUACCAUUUAAUGAUCAAAUUCUCAACGGAUUAUGGAGUCGGAGAACUGCGUGGAUAUUAG
Molecule: messenger RNA, 831 nt
Organism: Quercus robur (English oak)
Lineage: Eukaryota; Viridiplantae; Streptophyta; Magnoliopsida; Fagales; Fagaceae
Exons: 1
Coding region: 1-831 (276 amino acids)
Source: RefSeq, a predicted model, not a curated record